This is a messenger RNA of Toxorhynchites rutilus septentrionalis, 5210 nucleotides long. It is a transcript of the gene Cog2, whose product is annotated as conserved oligomeric Golgi complex subunit 2. Lineage: Eukaryota; Metazoa; Arthropoda; Insecta; Diptera; Culicidae. The record is from RefSeq and is a predicted model, not a curated record. The transcript has 3 exons. Gene Ontology annotation, cellular component: COG complex; membrane. Bases 150 to 2303 code for a protein of 717 amino acids. Gene Ontology annotation, biological process: intra-Golgi vesicle-mediated transport; protein transport; Golgi organization.
UGAUGUGUCAAGUUGUCAACACAGAAAAAUGGUAUCAGAAUGUUUCGCGAGAGCGAAUAAAAUGUGUAUUUAUUUGUAAAAUCAAGCGAUCCUGUUUUCCAUUCGAUCCGAGUGUUUGAGGAAUUCAGUGUUGCGUCACCGGUAACAGUAUGGCCAACACUCGGGAUCUGUUCAGCCUGCCGGCCGGCCCUGCCGAUUUGUGUUUCGAUAAAAACGAAUUCAUGAAGAAAACAUUUUCAGUGGAUGAAUUCCUUCACGAGAACCGCAAUGCUGGCAGUUUGGAAAUAAUAAGGGACGAUUUGGGUAUUUAUCUGAAAGUACUCCGAUCGGCUAUGAUCGAGCUUAUCAACCAAGAUUACGCUGAUUUCGUGGAUUUGUCAGCUAACCUGAUCGGGCUGGACCAACAGAUCAGUGGGAUAGGAGCUCCACUAGAGAAACUGAGAGAAGAAGUCCUGACGAUGAGGGAAGCGCUGCAGGGAACGAUGAAAAGCAUUUCCGAUUGUCUGGAUCAAAAGAAAGCCCUCAGAACAUACAAGAAAAGUCUGCAGAGUUUGGGGAAAGUUCAGCAAGCACUAGUGAAAUUGGAUAAUUUGUUGAGUCCGAUGGACGGAAGGGAACAUGACAUCAAUCCAAUUCUUCUUGAGAGGGCAGCUCUCGAGUCGAUUCAGCUGCAGUUCAACAUCAAAUUUUGUGGAGAGUUUUUAAAUGAAGAACAAAUGCGACGCUCCGAGAGUAUGAAAAAUAACCUUCUGAUGCAAAUGAAAGAAUAUUUUCUGAAAACGUUGGAACAAAAAAAUAUAGACGGAAUGGAGCGAUGUCUUCGGAUUUACUGCACGUUGGAUGAAACCCGCACGGCUGAAGAGGUCUUCAAGCAUGAAAUUGUGUCUCCCUACAUGAAUCGAGUGGUGUCUGAAAGUAGUCUUCAGAAUUCACCCCAAGGAUUAACCGGUAUCUACAAUCAGAUCCUGGACUUCAUUUCGCUCAAUAUGAAAAGUUUGCUGACAUUGACGAAGAAAAACGGAAAAGUUAAAGGGUUUAACUUUAUUAUAAACAGUUUCUGGACGGAGGUAGAACGACGAAUGGAAACCAAUAUGUCCUCGAUUUUUGCCCCUGGCAAUCCGGAAUCAUUCUACCAGAAGUAUAAGUGUACUCUUGAAUUCCUGGAACGCAUUGAGCAAAUAAUUGAAGAUUCGGCAGAAAUCGCAUACUUUAAAGCACAUCCGCAGUAUAAGAGUUUCCAGGUGCGAUGGAAUCUGCCGGUCUAUUUUCAAAUUCGAUUCCAGGAAAUAGGUUCAAACUUGGAAAAAGCGUGUAGUCGGGAAAUUGAUGCCAUCAGAUUUACAUCGCAGCAGAUCGGUGCUAGCCAAUUUAAUUUGAUCACGUUUUCGAUUGCUCUCACGUGUAUUUCCAACUGUUGGCAGGAGGGCAUAUAUCUUCCCCAGUUGUUUCAUCGGUUUGUUAAGUUUACUCUCCAACUGCUAUCCCGCGCAACGACGUGGAUUGAUACCGCCAUCACGUUCAACCCUCCGCUACAAACAGAUUCACCGGAACCUUUGCUUAGGCUUAAAUUGUUGGCUACUCUCUUCUCCGACGUUACAAAUCUAUCGAAGAAGAUACCCAACAUAAUAACUCUCAUCAUUCAGAAAGCUCCGCCGGUGCUCGCCUUGACGGCGCAAAAACUGGACGAAUUGUUUUUCGAUAAUCGAUCGGCAUUAAGUGCCAAGCUCAAUCGACUCCAAACGUUGAUCGUACAAGAGUUGGUGCAGAUAAGCAUUCCGCACAUCAAACAGGUCAGCGAUAUUCCCCGAUUGUAUCGCAAAACAAAUCGUGAGGUGCCCAGCAAAUGCUGUCCGUACAUGGAGCAGUUAAUACAGCCGAGCCGAAAUUUCCAGGAGCGUUACAGUGCAAUGGUGGGUGACGAACAGCUGAAGGAGUUCCUUGGGAACGUCUACCGGAGUCUUACAUUGCACUACUACCAAGCAGUGGACGAGGUCUUAAUUUCGGUCCAAAAAACUGAAGAAUCUUUACGCCGACUGAAGAACCUCCGGGAUCGGAAUGCAAACCCAAUUACGACGGCCACAUUCCCGAACAGUGGCAGCAUAUCGACCGAUCGCACAUCAAUGUCCGACGACGACAAGAUCCGACUGCAGAUACAGGUAGAUGUUAUCUACUAUGUGCAGGAAAUCGAGCGCCUUGGCUUGGCGCGAGGUGAGAUAGAAAAGCUUCACGAAUUAGUGCUUCUGACGGAGAAAGCGACCAAAAUUAAAAUAGGAAACAACCAGCAAACGCCGGAGCAGGUGUGAGGAAUAAUUGGAGUUGACUUUUUUUUCGUUCUAAACAAAGUAGACUUUUUAAAAAUUGUUUGAUUGGUACAGUAAACCGAGGGCAAAUUGAUCACGAUUUUCAGAAAAGUGUGAAUAUUUUCGAAAUUUUCUGUUCAAUUUAUAACCAAUUAUUUUUAAACCCAGUUCCGGGUCCAAGGUCACAAAACGUUUGAAAAUUUUUGUUGUCAAAUUUGCUUAGCGUUAGUUUGGAAAAUUUUUAGCGGAAAAUUUUAAAACAACUUUGGGGUGAAAUUGAUCAAUCUAUUUUUUCAUGAUUGUCUAGUGGGAUAUGCACAAAUAAACAGAAAUACGUUCAUUUAAAUGAUACUACAUUGUUUGAACAGUCUCGGGAUUUUUAAUGGAAACAAUCGUUUUUUGGACAAAGCCUCAACAUAGUUUCUUUCGCAAUACACUUGUUAUAGCGAGUUUCCAACAUUUCGAUUCCCUUUCUGUAGUACGAAACGUCUAAGUCUUCGAAAUAUGCCUCAGUGUCACCUUGCAGACUGCCUAUUGGACACGGGAGUGUGGUAAUGGAUCCACGUUUCAUCCAUUGUUACAAAACGUUGAAAGUCCACUCGAUGAUGCUUCAACAACGCCAAAUCGGCUGUUGCAUCAUCAACGCGCCGCAGUUUUUGGUCGACGGUCAGCAAACGCGGCACCCAUCGCACCGAUGGCUUUCUCAUGUCCGAAUGUCGUGCAAAAUGUAUCCCACUCGUUCUUUUGAAAUCCCUACGCGUAACCCAGCUAACUCGCGUAACUUCACUUUACGAUCGUUUGAAACGAGUCGAUGUACUUGUUUUACGAUUUCUGGAUUCGUAGCCUUUUUUGGCCUUCCACAGCGAGAUACAUCUGUAGUGCUUGUACGGCUUGUACGGUCCACAUAACAUUUCGUCAACUACUGCAUUGAUUGUUCAACAGUUUUUUCCAUCAAAAAACAACGUUUGAUUAAAAAAACUAUAUUCUUUUUUUACCUUUUCUAUACAAGUGCUCAGGUAGUGACACUUAAACAACUGUAGUUUGUGAACAAAUAAACGAAAUGUCAUGAAACUUCACACAUAAGCUAGUGACAGAUGAACCUCUCGAAAUGAAUCUUGUUCAUUUUUUAGUGGCGCCAUCUGUAGGGUUUGAAGAUACAAAAACGAGAUUUAGUCUACCUAAGAGUAUAGUCGUGCAUUUCUCAUAUCUCGAUCUAAUUUUGAUCUGCAGGUCAUUAGGAGACCAUCCGGGUAAGUCAAAAAUAUGUCAAAUAAUCAUGAAUGAGCAAGUUUGAUCCCCUAAAUGGUGGGUUCUGUGUAUUUCUGGGUUCUGGAAUUUAUAGCGCUGAGACUUGUUCCGGACAUAUUUCUGAAAUCCGUGGACCGAUUCUGAUUAAACUUCAAAGGUUUCUUUCAAAUGCAACUUAUCGCGUCUGCACUGAUGAGCGAAAAAAAAAUCCACCCCAAUUUGAAAUCAAAGUAUUUCAAUAUUAUAAGUUUUUCAAACAUUUUUAUAUUCCAAUCAAUACUACGUCAAGUAGGUUAUUAGUGAACAAUUUUGCCAUUUUUAGUAUCGUUGAUUUAUUUUUUAGAAAACAAAAAAUUACUUCUGUAAUUUUUAAGGUGAAGGUGGGUUUUUGUACGUAAAUAGAUCAAAUCACUUAUCAGACUGUGUGGCGCUUCACUGACAUGAGUCUUAGAAUUCAUUUGAAAAAAAUUACAAUUCAAUACUGAAGUUAAAUGUAUGAACAAUUGCAAAUGUAAAUAUAUAUAUAGAAGGUGUAUUUUCGUAUGAAGUAAAAUUCUGAAUAUACGCAAGCGUAACAUGAGCAAAUUUAUAAAACAUCCGAAUUGGGGUACUUUUGAUAUUAACAAGUUCUUCCGCACAGUAACUAGAUGUUGAUAAUUCCUUAAUGUUUUCCUUCGUUGAUCGUAUUGUUUUCACAUAUUCAAGUUGGAGAGCCUUAACCCUUCUCUUCAUUGGCCGAGGCAUUUUGAUUGAAUGUAACUAUUUUUGAAAGCAUCCGUGGCAGUGUUCCGAGCUCUGCAAUAUAAUUUUCUUAACCAAUGUUAAAGUUGCUAAAACUUAUUAUCAACACAAUUUUAUUUUAUUGAUUUUCAUGACAUGAAACGCUGUGACUCAGGAUUAACAUUUUAUUGAGUGGUUUUUAUAGAUGUUUCGAUGAGGCAUCAGUGUCGAAAAAAUAACUCUGUUGCAAAAAAUAACUAAAUAAAUAAUAAUUGCGGAAAAUUGGAGAAUGAAAAUUUAACUUUCAGAGUACUAGCUCGAGUUUUCCGACGUUUUUCACUAUACAGUGCGACGGCAGAUGAAAAUUUAAUAUCUCGUGAGUAAUCGAUUAGAGUUUGGUUGAUAUUAUUUGAUGGGAAGUGUGCGAAAACGAUUAUUUUCUCCACACUAUCUCGCAAAAGUAUUGAUUUUCGGGCGAGGGAUGAGGGAGAGCGCCAUUUUGGCAGCCAUAUGUGGCUUCCUUCCACCUUCACCUUAAAGUACCCAUUUAUACUUUUAGGAUAUGACAUACAAAAUCCCCUUUGCCUAAAUUUUCUCUACCGUGUUUCUUCAUUGAUGCUUUGUUUGAUGAUCAGCUGGUUGUUUACAUCUGACACAAACGCCAGAUAUUUAUUGAACAUUUCAAAGAAAAUGAGUUUAAAAUUCAAUUACAUAACACCUCCAAGAAUUUCGCUUUGUUUUAAGUAGUACGUUUGAUCAAUAUGCCCCCGGAAGACGGUACCAAUCAAAAUUGUCCGAUUUUCUCGAACGGCGCGAAACCUUCAUUAUGCAAUUAAAAUAUUUCGCAUAAUCGCAUUGUUUUAAAUUAUUGUGAACAAAAAAUCUACCACACAGAAAACAUAUAUAACAUAAAGUGAUAAAAAAUGCACAUAAUCGUUAAAA